AUGGAUGGGUCAGAAAAAGGACCGGGCGCAAGCUCUGAUGACAUCCAGUUCGAUACCGAAAGCGCCAUGACGAUCACAGGCGAAGAAACUCCCGACAAGGAGAGCUCCAACCUCAAAGGAAAUGACUGGAGAAUGAUGACCAAGCUCCAGGAUGAUAACGAUCGCAACCUGGCUGCUGGAUUCAAGAAACAGGAACUUGGUAUCACAUGGCGGGAUCUCUCUGUGCAGGUAACAAGUUCAGAGGCCGCCGUGAAUGAGACUGUUCUCUCCCAGUUCAAUUUCCCCACCAUUAUCAAAGAGAGCCGGCGAAAGCUUCCUCUACGGACGAUCCUCAACAAGAGUCAUGGCUGCGUGAAGCCCGGUGAAAUGUUGCUUGUGCUGGGCCGCCCCGGCUCCGGCUGCACGACUUUGUUGAAAAUUCUUGCCAACAGACGAGGCGGGUUCAAAUCAGUGGAGGGAGAUGUUCGCUUUGGAUCCAUGCAGCCGAAGGAAGCUGAAAAUUUCAGAGGUCAGAUUGUGAUGAACACCGAAGAAGAGAUCUUCUUUCCAUCUCUAACGGUUGGUCAAACCAUGGACUUCGCCACACGCCUGAAAGUGCCCUUCCAUCUUCCAGACGGAAUGACUGCCUUGGAAUACCAAGAAGCCUCGAAAAAGUUCCUACUCGAAUCCGUCGGAAUCUCUCACACCGAGGACACCAAGGUCGGCAAUGAAUACGUUCGUGGAGUUAGCGGUGGUGAACGCAAGCGAGUUUCCAUCAUCGAAUGUAUGGCCACCCGAGGAUCUGUCUUCUGCUGGGAUCAAUCGACUCGUGGCCUUGACGCCUCUACUGCCCUUGAAUGGACAAAGGCUAUCCGAGCUAUGACCGAUACACUCAAUCUGUCCACCGUGGUAACUCUCUACCAGGCCGGUAACGGUAUUUACGAUUUGUUCGACAAAGUUCUCGUGCUUGAUGAAGGAGAACAGAUCUUCUACGGCACCAGAGAGCAAGCCAGGCCAUUUAUGGAGGAUGCUGGAUUCAUCUGCCGCGAAGGUUCCAACAUCGCUGAUUACCUCACUGGUGUCACCGUACCCACAGAGCGCAGAAUUCGAGAUGGCUUCGAGAGUCGCUUCCCGCGCAACGCGGAGGCUGUGAGAGCCGAGUAUGAAAAAUCCCCCAUCUACACACAAAUGAUAGCGGAGUACUCUUACCCGGAAUCCGAUCUUGCCCGCGAGCGGACUGAGGAGUUUAAGCAAGGCGUGGCUUUUGAAACCUCCAAAAACCUGCCCAAGAACAGCCCCUUCACCGUCGGCUUCGUUGAUCAGGUUAAGAUUUGUGUGCAGCGUCAGUACCAAAUCCUUUGGGGCGACAAAGGAACUUUCAUCAUCAAGCAGGUGGCAACGCUAUGCCAGGCCUUGAUUGCCGGCUCCCUGUUCUAUAAUGCCCCCGACAACUCUGGUGGACUGUUCGUCAAAUCAGGUGCUCUCUUCUUCUCCCUUCUUUACAACAGUUUGCUGGCUAUGAGUGAAGUAAACGAGUCCUUCUCUGGAAGACCUGUGUUGAUUAAGCACAAGGGCUUCGCUUACUUCCACCCGGCCGCUUUCUGUCUUGCCCAAAUUGCUGCGGACAUACCUGUCUUGCUUUUCCAGAUUUCUAUGUUUGGUCUGGUUAUAUACUUCAUGGUUGGACUCUCCAUGUCAGCCGGGGCGUUCUUCUCCUACUGGAUUAUCGUUUUCACAACGACAAUGGCUAUGACUGCUCUCUUCCGAGCUGUUGGCGCUCUAUUUUCUACCUUUGAUGGGGCCUCCAAGGUCUCUGGUUCGUUGAUCAUGUUCACCGUUCUCUACACCGGUUACAUGAUUCCAAAGCCUACAAUGCACCCGUGGCUCGGCUGGAUCUUCUGGAUCGACCCGCUAGCUUAUGGUUUUGAGGCUUUGCUAAGUAUAGAAUUCCAUGAUAAGACCUUUAUUCCAUGCGUCGGAAAGAAUCUGAUUCCCACCGGCCCCGGAUAUGAGAAUGCCCAGGCGCAUCAAGCUUGUGCAGGUGUUGCUGGCGCGAUCUCAGGCCAGAAUUUCGUGGUUGGCGACAACUAUCUGGCGUCGCUCUCAUACAGCCACUCGCACGUUUGGCGCAAUUUUGGCAUCAACUGGGCGUGGUGGGUUUUGUUUGUUGCUGUCACGAUGGUCGCUACUUCGAACUGGCAGACACCCUCAGAGUCUGGUAGCACGCUGGUCAUCCCCCGUGAAUACCUGCACAAGCACGUCCAAAAUCAGCAAAAGGAUGAAGAAGGUCAGAGUUUAGGGAAGCACGUUUCCCAAACGAAGGAUGAGGCCCCAAAGUCUGACAACAAGUUGGUCCGCAACACGUCCGUUUUUACAUGGAAGAAUCUUUCAUACACGGUUCAGACACCUAGCGGUGACCGUCUCCUCCUUGACAACGUCCAUGGAUGGGUGAAACCGGGCAUGCUUGGUGCCUUGAUGGGUUCCUCGGGCGCCGGCAAGACAACCCUACUUGAUGUUCUCGCUCAACGUAAAACUGAAGGAACAAUCAAAGGCUCAAUCAUGGUGGAUGGUCGUCCACUGCCUGUCUCAUUCCAACGCUCGGCCGGUUAUGUUGAGCAGCUGGACAUCCACGAACGUAUGGCAACGGUCCGGGAGUCCUUGGAGUUCUCUGCCCUACUGCGCCAACCUGCUACCAUCCCACGCGAAGAGAAACUUGCUUAUGUGGAUGUCAUCAUCGAUUUGCUCGAGCUCCAUGAUCUGGCUGAUACCAUGAUUGGUAGUGUAGGGGCUGGAUUGAGUGUAGAACAGCGCAAGCGUGUCACUAUUGGAGUCGAACUCGUUUCCAAGCCUAGCAUUCUGAUCUUCCUCGACGAGCCUACUAGCGGUCUUGAUGGCCAGAGUGCGUACAACACUGUGAGAUUCCUUCGCAGACUUGCGGAUGCUGGCCAGGCUGUACUAGUCACCGUGCACCAACCAUCUGCGCAGCUUUUCGCCGAGUUUGAUCAGCUUCUUCUGUUGGCCAAGGGAGGCAAAACUGUCUACUUUGGUCCCAUUGGAGAGAAUUCGCAGGAUAUCAAGAGCUAUUUCUCCCGUUAUGGAGCCCCGUGCCCGUCUGAGACCAACCCUGCUGAGCACAUGAUUGACGUGGUCUCUGGUCAACUGAGUCAGGGUAGGGAUUGGAACAAGGUCUGGAUGGAGUCGCCUGAGCACAGUGCCAUGCUGAAGGAGCUUGACGAGAUCAUUGAGACCGCUGCAUCGAAACCGCAAGCUACUACCGAUGAUGGUCGGGAGUUUGCUUGCACCCUCUGGGAGCAGACAAGCCUGGUUCUAAAACGGACAUCAACAGCCUUAUACCGAAAUUCUGACUACAUCAACAACAAGUUUGCCCUCCACAUCUCAUCAGGAUUGGUUGUGGGAUUCAGUUUCUGGAAGAUUGGCGACUCAGUCGCUGAUCUUCAGAGUGUGCUAUUCUUCGUCUUCAAUGCCAUCUUUGUCGCUCCGGGUGUGAUCAAUCAACUGCAGCCGACUUUCCUUGAACGCCGCGAUCUGUUCGAGGCACGCGAGAAGAAGGCCAAGAUGUACUCCUGGAAAGCGUUCACCAUCGCGUUAAUUGUCUCUGAGUUCCCCUACCUGGUCGUGUGUGCCGCUCUCUUCUUCAACUGCUGGUACUGGACGGCCGGUAUGACAGUUGAUUCCAGUAAAAGCGGCAGCAUGUUCUUCGUAUUUUUCCUCUAUGAGUUCCUCUACACUGGAAUUGGUCAAUUCAUCGCUGCAUAUGCACCCAACGCCCAGAUGGCUGCCAUGACAAAUCCUCUAAUCCUGGGCACAAUGAUCUCUUUCUGUGGUGUUCUGGUCCCCUACGCCCAAAUAGUUAGCUUCUGGCGAUACUGGAUGUACUGGAUUAACCCAUUCAACUACCUCAUGGGCAGCUUAUUGGUCUUCGGCUUGUUCGAUCGCGAAGUCCAUUGCAAGGAGCAAGAAUUUGCCAAAUUCGAUGCACCCAAUGGAACCACUUGCGGCGAAUACCUCAGCGAAUUUAUGCAGACCAUUGGUGCCCGUAUGAACCUCACCAACCCCGAGGCUACCGAAGGAUGCCGCGUGUGCGAAUACACCCGUGGAUCCGAUUACCUUUUCACCAUCAACCUGAAGGACUACUACUACGGCUGGAGAGACGCGGGUAUUGUGGCUCUGUUUGUGGUCAGCUCGUAUGGGCUGGUGUUUGGACUCAUGAAAUUGAGAACCAAGGCAUCCAAGACUGCCCAGUGA
Molecule: messenger RNA, 4245 nt
Organism: Penicillium digitatum Pd1
Lineage: Eukaryota; Fungi; Ascomycota; Eurotiomycetes; Eurotiales; Aspergillaceae
Product: putative ABC multidrug transporter
Biological process (GO): transmembrane transport
Cellular component (GO): membrane
Molecular function (GO): ATP hydrolysis activity; ABC-type transporter activity; ATP binding
Source: RefSeq, a predicted model, not a curated record